AUGCUGGCCUCGUUUUCGCCACCACAACGGCAGCCCCUCCGAGUGUUGAUAGACUCCUCACUUCCUCUCGCUCAUUGUUCGACCUCCCCUGAUUCUCCUUCUCCUUUAUCCGAAUACAGUUUAACGACAUCGGGUCUGACGCCCAGUACAGGCGACCCCGAGUGGUUCAUCUGCAACGUGAUAUGUUUGUUUGACUUCGAGUCAGACGAUCCAGACCACCUCUCGUUCACCCGCAAUGAGAUUCUCACUGUUGUAAAGAUGGAGGAAUCAGGAUGGUGGGCUGCUAUGCGUCCUGAGGGGGACCGUCUCGGGUGGAUUCCAAGCUCUUUCGUAGAGCGUCUCACAGAAACAGCCGUAGAAGAACCAUAUCAGGAAGGCGUUCACCCCUGGAUCCAUAACCCUGAAGAAAGCAAUGCGAGAAAUUCCGAAUCAGUUUCUGAUUCGGAAUGCAUACAACUCGGGGACACAUUGAGUUCUGUGUCAGAUGUGACGAAGUAUUUGUUGCUACCCAGUAACCAGUUGCGUCAUGAGGAUUCAGGAAGGGGCAACCAAAUCUAUGACUCUUUCUUCAGCUUGCCCGAUUAUGAACCGCCACCAUACGGUUUAACCCGUUCUUCCUCUUCUCCUGUGCCCAGCAUGCUCCAACCCUCGGUCACUCCACCCAGUCCAGUGUUCGAAGUUUCUCCUAAACCACCCGAAAAACUCGACGAUCUACAAUUGUCAUGCUUCAGUAUUGAUUCAGGGCGCUCUCUUCCAUUAUCGCCUUAUCCCCGCCGCCCCCGCCGUCUAGCGGUGCUCGUCAAUGAUCACGAAUCAUUGUCGUGCCUUUCUGCUAUGAUCGACGGAGAACAUUCACCUGGUUUCCAUUCUUUUGACAGUCCACAUGUGAAAGAGACGUUUGACGUAUUCAACAGGAGGUGCACAGGAAGUUGA
Messenger RNA from Suillus discolor, 933 nucleotides. RefSeq lists its product as uncharacterized. Lineage: Eukaryota; Fungi; Basidiomycota; Agaricomycetes; Boletales; Suillaceae. The record is from RefSeq and is a predicted model, not a curated record. Gene Ontology annotation, molecular function: protein binding. Bases 1 to 933 code for a protein of 310 amino acids. The transcript is spliced from 2 exons.